Magallana angulata is the source of this 1355-nucleotide messenger RNA. Its product is annotated as zinc finger CCHC domain-containing protein 3-like. The record is from RefSeq and is a predicted model, not a curated record. Gene Ontology annotation, cellular component: cytoplasm. The coding region runs from base 322 to 1176 and encodes 284 amino acids. The transcript has a single exon. Gene Ontology annotation, biological process: positive regulation of cytoplasmic translation. Gene Ontology annotation, molecular function: translation regulator activity; mRNA binding; single-stranded RNA binding. NCBI's taxonomy places the organism in Eukaryota, Metazoa, Mollusca, Bivalvia, Ostreida, Ostreidae.
CCGUAUGCCAACGCGUUCCAUUUCGUCACCAACAAAUACCCUUCAAAGGAAAAUGAAGCAAUAUCAGACAUCAUAAUUGCUCUAGUAUCAUACUCUUUUUAAAAUGAUAAAAAAAACCUCUAUUAUAUACCCUCAGACAAACAUGUUUACGAACUUUUCUCAAGGCCACUACACACCUGCAGGUGUUUACGUCAAACUCACAGAUGUUUUUUUUAGGUCAAACAGCUGCAGAGAUUUUAACAAUAACAACUUCAGUCACGUAAACAACAAGGGUAUAUAAGACAGGACUUUUUAUUAAAUAAAAUCAUUCUCUAAAAAAUCAUGAACUAUGAUCCAUCUCUCUUGACCCAGUCGCAGGACACCGUAGCCUUAGAAAUGGCUGCAUAUGAUCAAGAGGAUCCCUCAUACAUGAGCAAGGAAGACUUCGGAAUUAUAACUACCACUCAAGAAGGAAUUCUGAAUACCAUGCAAGUCAUGAGCAAUGAAAUUGCUAAUCAUACCGACGUCAUCUUGAAAAAAAUUCAAAAAGGAAUUCUGGAUAUCCUCGAAGUCAUGACCAGUGAAAUUAGUAAUCAUACCGACAUCAUCUCGCAUAAAAUUCAAGAAAUACAGCAAAAAAAAGGAGGAAUGACUACCGUUUAUAAAUGCUACACCUGCGGAGAGGAAGGACACUUUUCACCCAAAUGCCCUCACAAAGAAGAAUACCAAAAGAAAAAAAAAACUAACAGCGCCGAAGAAAUCAAACCAAAAUUUACCUGCUUCACUUGCGGAGAACCGGGACAUUAUUCUACCAACUGUCCUGAAAAAGAGAACGUAAAACCAGCACCAACUAAAUCCAACGGAUGCUUCAAUUGCGGGGAAGAAGGACACUGGGCUAAUAAAUGCCCACACGAAAAACAGAAAAAGAAAACAGCACAAAAAAGAAGCGCUUGCUAUACUUGCGGAGAAACAGGCCAUUGGACCAAGGACUGCCCAAAAAUCGAAGAAGUCAUUCAAACUUCGGAUAUUGAAGAUAAUGAACCACCCAAGAAAAUCAAAAAAGAGAGAAAAAAACCAACCAAAAAACCUAAAAAAGAAGACUGGGACGAGGAAAUGAAAAUCGAACAAAAAAUACCGGGCCGAAUGAAGAGAAUCAACAAUCAAAACAUGUUCAUUGAGGAACCCGACCUCGAUUAAAAACCGAAAUCCGUGAAAGAAAAGCAUUAUUUCUUCAAUGUAAAUAUGUUUAAUAACUUUAACUUUAACGGUUUAUCAUUAUUUUCUUGUUCUAAUUGCAUGUUUUCAUUCAAUAAAUUCGUUUUCACUUUAUACUGCCUUUGUUUACCUUUAUUCCGACGCCAUUUUGGAUUUGACCU